AUGGCUUUGCUGUGCCGGCAUGAUCGCGUGCUCUGGAUGGCGAAUAUGAAGUCCAAAGGAGAGAAACAGUUCUACACGCUUGCCCUGUUGGAAACGUUGUUCCAAGACCUUCCAGAGGACAUCGUCGUGGCCAUUCUCUACGACAUCGCAUGCCAACUCCAUCGAUCCGUUCUCAAGUGGGGCUUCCUCGCGCCGUUCAUCAAGCGCAUGGUCUUUGCUGUGGCUGUGUUUCAUGCAUUCGUGCACCGACUGGAAUGUCAACUGCGCUAUCAUCCUCGAAAAAGGGAAGGGCUGGGCUUCACCAGCGGUGAAGGGUGUGAGCGAUUGUGGCAUCUCAUCAGUCGUCUGAUCUCGUCUCUCCGCAAGUCUGGGUUUCACCACCGGCUAUAUACGUUGAACACCCAACUCCGAUUCAUUGAUGAGAACAACUUGUUUGCCCUUGGUGCCUGGAUGGCGCGUCGGCAGGCCUUCUGUGACAACAAACAGGCGAGCGCCGAGGCCAUUCUGGCUGAGAUGGCGAAGAGAGGAUACAGUCGCGCCGACUUGGCUCAGCAGUGGGACCUUCAGGUGAAGACGCAGACCAAACCACAGCCAAGUCGCUCGAAACAUCUCGGCGUUCAGGCAGUGAACGAGGUGCUCGCGUUGCGCGGGGAGAAGAAGGCUGCAAAAGACCGGGUCUGUGAAGCCGAGCAGACCUGGAAGGACGCCACUGGGGCAGAUGACUCUGCCCGGCUCGAUGCGCGUUCAGCCCUUCUGGAAGCGCGGCUCGAUCUGGAGACUGUGACGGAGAACCUGGCCAAAAGGGAGGCUGCCUUGGGAGUCGAUGGACAAGCGCGCUUGGAGAAGGCACAGAAGAGCAAGUUCUUCGAAUACCGCAUGAAUGCGCUUGCCCUCAAGACACUUAUCCUCAGUCUACUACGAUCUCGAAACUUGGAGCUUUCGGAAUUGAAGCGGUCAGGUCAUCGCCAGCAAGGAUCAAAUGGUAUGAUCUCAAUACUCUCCACUGUCCGCAUGUCGCUGAUCCGUGGGAUAGAAUGGAAACUUCGGAGCGCGAUAUCCACCUCUGUGCGAAAUCGACUUCCGCGAAUCCGUCGACUUAUCACGGAGUACAACAAGCUCUGUUCGAAACUUGCGGACCUUGCCAUUCACCGUCAAGCGCCCAAGGGGGCGAAGAUUCCGGCGACGAUCGAUCUCAAGGCCAUUCCGACCCUGGAUGUGGAUGACAGCAUCUGGGACGAUGCCGGUCUCACCGACGCCGAUCUGGGUACCACCCCCCCGCCCUGGUUGGUAGAUGACUCAGUCAAGCGCGGCAUCAGAGCACUUUUGGACGAGAAGCGAGCCGAGGAGGAGGGUAGGUUCCUGCGCAACGAGAGACGCUCAAUGAAGGCAUGGUUUCAAGAGGAGUGGUUGGUCGUCAAUCGGGCACUCGAAUCCGCUGGUGAGUUCUUGCUGCUUCAGCGUCUGACCAACCUGACCACAACAGAUUGUGAUGCCCUUCAAUUCCAAUUCCAAAUCCGCAGGACGAGGCUUGUUGCGCUCUGUGCUGUGUGGCAGAGCUCGCUUCCCGCGGGGGACUUCGUUACUCGCUGGGGUCCCUCCGAUGUUGAGUUGGCCGAGGUGGAUGUGAAAAAGCAUCAGCGACAAAGGAAUGGUGACAUUGUAGAUGUCAAUCCAUUUUCCGCUCCACUCGAAAUCGUUGCCGAAGAGGAUGACGGCCUUGCAUGGGAUCUGUUUGACAUUUGA
Molecule: messenger RNA, 1743 nt
Organism: Mycena citricolor
Lineage: Eukaryota; Fungi; Basidiomycota; Agaricomycetes; Agaricales; Mycenaceae
Source: the annotation of a GenBank genome assembly